AUGGAGGAGGAACGCCUGUGGAAGUUCCGCAAGCCCGAGUGGCUCAACAGCGUCUGGGCUCGCAAUACCGGCGUCUACGCCGCGGGUGCUCUGUUCUCUCUCGCAUUCUACGUCAUGCUCGAUUCGGCAGUAUGGUCAAAAUCCGCCCGCAACGGCUCCAACGUCCACGUCAAGUUUGUUGACUGGCUACCCCUUGUCUUCUCCAGUCUCGGCAUGUUGAUCAUCAACUCUGUUGAGAAGACACGCCUCAGCGCCGACUCCUUCAGCUACAGCGGAUCUGGGGUUGCGUGGAAAGCUCGGGUGGUGCUGUUCCUGGGCUUUGCUGCUCUUGCGGGCGGCAUGGCUGGCGGUGUGACCGUAUUCGUGCUCAAGUUUGUGGUGCCUGGCGUCUCUAUGCCUGCGCUGGGAAUGGGCAUCGAGAACUUGGUUAGCAAUGCACUUGUUGGAUUCAGCUCGGUGGUUCUCUGGGUUAGUCAGAACAUGGAAGACGAAUAUUCCUACAAUCUCUCGAUAUAA
Messenger RNA from Pochonia chlamydosporia 170, 516 nucleotides. RefSeq lists its product as hypothetical. Lineage: Eukaryota; Fungi; Ascomycota; Sordariomycetes; Hypocreales; Clavicipitaceae. The transcript is spliced from 3 exons. Gene Ontology annotation, biological process: late endosome to vacuole transport via multivesicular body sorting pathway; protein targeting to vacuole. Gene Ontology annotation, cellular component: fungal-type vacuole membrane; Vps55/Vps68 complex. The record is from RefSeq and is a predicted model, not a curated record. Bases 1 to 516 code for a protein of 171 amino acids.